AUUUUUAUUACCAUAUAUGGUAACAAUGUACAUCUUAAUGUGUACCUCUAGUGGUGGAAAAGCUAGGUUAUGUGAGGUGAUUUUUGGCCUCUUAGGAAUGCUGUAGUUCAUCAAGGAGGAGGAUAUGGAGGCAAAUGGAAAACUGGAUCAACAGCAAGAAGUCAGACAGCAAAGAAUGGACACUUUCCAGGACGUAUUCCAGAAGGUGGAGAAGAUUGGGGAAGGUACUUACGGAGUAGUAUAUAAGGCCAGGAACAAGCAAACAGGCCAGUUAGUUGCUCUGAAGAAGAUCCGUCUGGAUUCGGAGACAGAAGGUGUUCCCAGCACAGCAAUUCGAGAAAUCUCUCUUCUGAAAGAACUGAAACAUGCAAACAUAGUAAGGCUCCUUGACGUGGUGCACAGUCAGAAGAAGCUCUAUCUGGUCUUUGAAUAUCUAUACCAGGACCUUAAAAAGUACAUGGAUUCAUCCCGUACUGGGGAGCUGCCUUUAAGUUUAGUCAAGAGCUACCUUUACCAGCUGCUACAAGGUGUGAGCUUCUGUCAUUCCCACAGAGUUAUCCACAGAGACUUGAAGCCUCAGAAUUUGCUCAUAAAUGAAAUGGGAGCCAUCAAACUAGCUGAUUUUGGCCUUGCUAGAGCUUUUGGUGUUCCACUGCGCACUUACACUCAUGAGGUUGUAACCUUAUGGUAUCGAGCUCCUGAAAUCUUGCUGGGUUGUAAAUACUACUCAACAGCGGUGGAUAUCUGGAGCAUUGGCUGCAUAUUUGCAGAAAUGGUGACCAGAAAAGCCUUGUUUCCUGGAGACUCCGAAAUUGACCAGCUCUUCCGGAUUUUCCGCACUCUUGGAACACCUACUGAAUCAGUGUGGCCUGGAGUGACUCAGCUUCCUGACUAUAAAGGGAAUUUCCCAAAAUGGCCAAGGAAAGAGAUGAAAGUGGUAAUCCCAAACUUGGGCCGAGAUGGACGAGACUUAUUGGCGCAUUUGCUACUGUAUGAUCCCAACAGGCGCAUCUCGGCCAAAGCUGCUUUGACUCACCAGUAUUUCUGGCAGGCGCCACGAGAUACCAGAGAACAAUGUGUGGUCGAGAGGUAUGGGCCAUGAGUGAAGGAAAUGUUGGGUUGUGCUUCGCUGAGAAAAAUCUAGCUGGAUUGAUCCCUUCCAAUAACUGAGCAAGGGGGUAGCUUGCACUUGAAAUGGCUACCAAACAACCUAUUCAUUCUGGUUUAGAGGCUGUCAGCCUUUUGCUGAGAUUGGUAUUAUGUUUGUUUAGAGUGUUCUGAAUGGUACUGUUCCUUAUGUGCUUAUUGCAUGUCCUUUUCGUGAGGCAAACAAGUUUGGUGUUUGCAGCUGUGACUCUCCAUCUUAGGAUUGCUAUCUAUUUGAACAGAUGGAACAGGGCAAAAGUAUAGUUGGGCUGUUCUCCAGCAAGCAUGCAUUAUUCAGUCUUGGCUGCAAAACUACAGAGUUGUGAAUUUACAUUGCAGAGCCCUUGGUGUCAGUUAUACAGACACCGCCUGCAAAGGACAGAGUGCACAGGGGUACUGUAUUUGUAGGUAUCACCAUGAUUUUUGAUUCUCAUUUUUAAAAUGGUAACUUCUUGCUGGCAGUCACAGCACCAUUGACAACUAACCAUUGCUCAACAGGAAACUAUUGGGGAACCAGACAUUAUGAAAGCACCCAGAAUGAUACACAAUGCAUUUGUGCUUCUGUGUCUGCCAUUAUUAUGCCUCAUAUGCUACAUUAAGUUCCUUAUAUCAGGAAACCUUUUCCCUCCAAAUAGGACAAGCAGAACUUGGGCUAAAUGACCCAAACUCUAUUAUCCAUUGAGGGUGAGGCUUCUUACUAUUAGAUUAGUCAUUGGGCUUUUAAAGCAUAUUAGUGUUUUAAUUUCUAGUUAAAUAAGAAUAUGAAAGCUUCUGAUCCAGAAGCCAAAUAAGCUACAUAAUGCAGGUAUUCAAAGGAUGAUACAUACUUGACAAAUCCCACUUACUGCUCUUGGCCUAUGCCUCUGUUUAAGUUGUAGAUUUACUUUAAAUAAUGCCCACUGGUGUUUGUUAUAAGUUUUUUGUUAAAAACUUACUUGGUUAAAGUUACAGUGUUCUUGUAGCAUUUUCUGUCUGCACUAUAUACAAUAAACAUGUGCUGUUUCAAUAAGA
Messenger RNA from Hemicordylus capensis (graceful crag lizard), 2157 nucleotides. It is a transcript of the gene CDK3, whose product is annotated as cyclin dependent kinase 3. Gene Ontology annotation, molecular function: cyclin binding; ATP binding; cyclin-dependent protein serine/threonine kinase activity. The transcript has 8 exons. Gene Ontology annotation, cellular component: cytoplasm; cyclin-dependent protein kinase holoenzyme complex; nucleus. Lineage: Eukaryota; Metazoa; Chordata; Lepidosauria; Squamata; Cordylidae. The record is from RefSeq and is a predicted model, not a curated record. Bases 125 to 1102 code for a protein of 325 amino acids. Gene Ontology annotation, biological process: regulation of G2/M transition of mitotic cell cycle; protein phosphorylation; regulation of gene expression.